AUGGCCGACGAUGGAUCGCCUCAGGAGGAUUUGGUGUCUGGUGGGCCAGGUUCGGCAAAUCAAGGAGGUUUCUAUCGUGCAUCUUCUCCUCUUCCAUCACAUUCGGGAAGUCUCGGUGAUUUGAUGAUGCCCGUGGCUGAGAAUUGGUGCCACACACAGGUAAAAGUCGUCAAAUUCAACUACAUGUGGACGAUUAACAACUUUAGCUUUUGCCGCGAAGAAAUGGGAGAGGUGCUCAAAUCGUCGACAUUUUCCGCUGGUUCAAAUGAUAAACUCAAAUGGUGUUUACGAAUUAAUCCAAAAGGGCUUGAUGAAGAGUCUCGUGAUUAUCUUUCGCUUUAUUUACUCCUCGUUCAAUGCAACAAAAACGAGGUGCGUGCGAAGUUCAAAUUCUCGAUUCUGAAUGCGAAAAGAGAAGAAACGAAAGCGAUGGAAUCACAAAGAGCCUAUCGAUUCGUGCAAGGAAAAGAUUGGGGUUUCAAGAAAUUCAUUCGACGCGAUUUUCUUCUUGAUGAGAGUAAUGGAUUGCUUCCCGAGGAUAAGCUCAGCAUUUUCUGCGAGGUGUCGGUUGUUGCAGAGACGGUGAAUGUUACUGGCCAAUCUAAUUCUUCAUUGUUCAAGGUGCCACAAUGUAAACUUUCGGAAGAUUUGGGUAAUCUUUUCGAGUCAAAUCUUUUCUCCGAAUCAAAGUUGAUCGUCACUGAACGGGACACAGAGGGAAAUGUGAUCACAACGGCUGAAAUUCCAGUUCAUAAAGCUGUACUCGCCGCCAGAUCGAAAGUUUUUCGAUCAAUGUUUGAGCAUCCGAUGAAAGAAAGCUCAACCAGUGAGGUAUGUAUUGAUGAUGUGGAUGCGGAAGUGGUGAAAGAGAUGCUCCAUUUUAUGUACACUGGCACCUCUCCCCGUCUUGAUGCUAUGGCUCCAAAUCUCAUCGCAGCCGCUGACAAAUAUGAUUUGCAUCGGCUCAAGGUGAUGUGCGAGCAAGCUCUCUGUCUGGCGUUGACAGCCGAAAAUGCUUGUAUGACGUUGGUUUUGGCCGAUUUAUACAAUGCGGAUCAAUUACGGCAACACUCCAUCAAUUUCAUUAAUGUGCACGCAAACGAGGUAAUGCAAUCAGAUGGAUGGCAAGACCUUGUGCAUCAACAUUCUCAAUUACUUGCUGAAACCGAAUGUUUACUUGUGAUUGGUAAAGUCUCGUGUCCAUCACAUCCCGAUCUGUUGACGGGUGCACAAAUUGAACUUGUCGAUCAUGAUCCGUUACCCUGGGAACUUGAUGAUUUAAUGGGGCAAACAUUUGCACAAAGUAAUGGAUCAUUUAAAGUGAGUGGCUGUGGAUCGGAUUUCGGCCCAUCAAACACACCGGAUCCAUUCCUGCGAAUAAAGCAUCGAUGCCCUGUCAAGGGUACAUGGAUAGGUAAAAAGGCUGAUGAAUGGCCAAUGGAAAGAGUGACAAAGAUCGACGUUUUGCCUUUUUUUCUUCCACAAAUUCUGAACCUCGGCAAUAUUCGUCUUGAUUUGGACUUAAAUGUUGAA
Mesorhabditis belari is the source of this 1533-nucleotide messenger RNA. NCBI's taxonomy places the organism in Eukaryota, Metazoa, Nematoda, Chromadorea, Rhabditida, Rhabditidae. The record is from the annotation of a GenBank genome assembly.